Molecule: messenger RNA, 8510 nt
Organism: Acipenser ruthenus (sterlet)
Lineage: Eukaryota; Metazoa; Chordata; Actinopteri; Acipenseriformes; Acipenseridae
Product: protein phosphatase Slingshot homolog 1-like
Exons: 14
Coding region: 959-4192 (1077 amino acids)
Biological process (GO): protein dephosphorylation; negative regulation of actin filament polymerization; actin cytoskeleton organization
Cellular component (GO): cytoplasm
Molecular function (GO): protein tyrosine/serine/threonine phosphatase activity; actin binding
Source: RefSeq, a predicted model, not a curated record
GGUGCUGUGUGCUCUCACUUCCUUGCCUCUGCAUCUAAUUUCCUUACAAUCCUUGGAGCUAUCUAGUCCUUGGUCAGCCUUCAACAAGGUUAUAUCAGGAGAGAGAGAGAGAGAGAAGGGAAAGGCAUGCUGAGUGUGCUACAGAGCAGAGUACCGGCAGUUACGCAGAAAGAAACCAUCUCAGCGCUGCUCCUCUUCAUUUGUAUUUUAGAGGUGUUUUUUUUUUUAUAUAUAUAAAUCCCACCCCCCUCCCCAACAUGGAGAGGUAUUGUAAGCCCUGAUGAUAUUCGAGGACAAUGUUAGCUGGUCUUAAGAGGAAAGAUAAGGUGAUAUCCUUUUACUGAGCUGCAGUCAGAGCUGUUGAGAGGGCAAUACGAUAGAAGAAAUACCAGGAGAGCCAGAUCAAGCCGGCACAUUGCCUAGCCUGCAGUCGUACUGCCUGUGUGUUGCAUGUGAGCAAUUUACUCAGAUUGCACCUGUAAUGACAUGCUGUCUGAAAUACCUUUGAGAUCGUGAAACACAGAGUUUGAGGGAUUUCGUUUUGAACUGAGCAGCGCUGGAGGUUAGGUGAAAUUGGACGUGUUUGUUUCACAUUGGUAGUAAGUGAGUGUUGUGGUUUUAAAAAUCUGUUAGCUGCAGGAAGGAAACACUUGAACAGAGUAAGCGAGAGAAAGAAAGAGUUAAGAAGAGUUUUGUUCUUUUGUUUCGUAACUAGCUGAAAGUGGGACGGGUGUUUGAGUUGAAGCUUAUGCCAUUCGGACUGAUAAGAAUAUCCUCUGGAGACGCUAGUAAAAUUCCUGGGCGAUGUGGCAGUGUUUCUGUUGAAGACACUCUAGAGGGGAGGAUGAGGAGACACUAGCUACGGCUGACUUGUUUAGAAUCGGUUUCCAAACCUCAGCCGUGGGGUCCGGCUAGCCCUGAUUAAACUGGGACGGGAGAGUGUGAGUGAGCAAGCAGGAUGCAUCUGGUGGUGGAGUCCUCGCAAGACGCCGUGCUGAAGAUGCUGCCCUGUUUCGUGGAGAAUGCUGUCUUGACCCAGAACGAGAUCUGCCGAAUCCUGAGUGAGAGCUUCUUCAUGGUAAAGGGAGCAGCCCUCUUUCUUCAGCAGGGGAGCAGUCCACAGAGCCAGAAGGUGCACCCCCAUCACAAACAUGCAGGUGAUUUACCUCGGCACCUUCAGGUGAUGAUCAACCUUCUCCGAUCAGAAGACAGAAUUAAACUGGCUGUGCGCUUGGAGAGUGCGUGGUCAGACCGGGUCAGGUAUAUGGUGGUCGUUUACAGCAACGGUCGCCAGGACACAGAGGAGAACAUCCUGCUGGGCAUGGACUUCACCAACAAGGAGAGUAAAAACUGCUCAAUCGGAAUGGUGCUGCCGUUGUGGAGCGACACCAAGAUCCACCUGGAUGGAGACGGAGGGUUCAGUGUGACCACAGCCGGAAAGACACGCAUCUUUAAACCAGUGUCGGUUCAAGCCAUGUGGUCGGCCCUGCAGAUCCUGCACAAAGUCAGCGAGGUGUCCCGUCGGUACAACUACUUCCCAGGCGGGAUGUCCCUGACCUGGACCGGGUUCUAUGAGAGCUGCAUCUCCUCAGAUCAGAGCUGCAUUAACGAGUGGAACACCAUGCGGGACCUGGAGACCACGCGGCCAGACUCCCCAGCCUUGUUUGUGGAUAAACCUACAGAGAGGGAGCGAACGGAGCGUCUUGUGAAAACCAAACUCAGGAGCAUAAUGAUGUACAAAGAUCUGGAGAAUAUAACCUCCAAGGAGAUCCGGACUGAGCUGGAGCAGCACAUGAACUGCAACCUGAAGGAGUAUAAAGAAUUUAUCGACAACGAGAUGCUGCUGAUCCUGGGCCAGAUGGACAAGGCCUCUCUGAUCUUUGACCACCUCUAUCUGGGCUCCGAAUGGAACGCCUCCAAUCUGGAGGAACUCCAGAGCUCAGGUGUGGGGUACAUCUUGAACAUAACCAGGGAAAUCGAUAACUUUUUUCCCGGCUUGUUUGCAUAUCACAACAUCCGGGUAUACGAUGAGGAAGCCACAGACCUGCUGUCCCAUUGGAACGACACCUACAACUUCAUAGUGAAAGCCAAGAAAAACCACUCCAAGUGUCUGGUACACUGUAAGAUGGGUGUCAGCCGGUCUGCAUCAACAGUCAUAGCUUACGCGAUGAAGGAGUACGGCUGGUCCCUGGAGAAAGCCUAUAACUACGUCAAACAGAAGAGGAGCAUCACGAGACCCAACGCAGGCUUCAUGAGGCAGCUGGCAGAGUACGAGGGCAUCCUGGAUGCCAGCAAACAGCGGCACAACAAGCUGUGGCGCCCUGACUCGGGCUGCGAUCUCCCUGAUGGCCAGCAAGCCUCUGCUCAGUGCUGUGGUGCCGACGGCCCAGGAGACCUGACCCCUGACUUCAGCGUAAGGCCGCCGGAGGAUGUGGUGGGGGGGGACGAGGCAGGACCCUCCCCCAGCAGGACCAUAGGGGAGGAGGUGGACCCUGCUGAGCCCCCCAACUACAACUACUACUUCAGACGGCUCUCUGACUCUGCGCUGGACAGCGAACCCUCGACCCCCGUCAGGGCACCCCCACUGCUUCACAUAGAGGGCGUUUACAUCAAGAUCGAGGACGUAGAGAGAGACGCCCUGCUGGACGAUGAGGGCUUCGAAACCAGAGAGUUCCCACCUCCCCACUUCACUGUGCCCGGGGAGGGGACGGCAGCACAGACUCUGGAGACCGACCUCCGGAAGAGACUGGAGUUCAGCACAGUGGAGGAGGAGGAGGAGGAGGAGGAGGAGGAGGAAGAAGCUGAGAUUGUUUCGUUGACGGGGGGAGGGGGAGAGGCCGUGGAGGGAGAGAAGGAAGAUGCUGAGCUGGCUCCGAGCUGCUCCCCCCUCGUCGGCUGCAACAGGCUCAACAACGAGAAUGCCAACAACAACAACCGCAUCAGCAGCAGCAGCGGCAAAAGAAGCUGCCCGCCUGGGUUUGACGACAGUGCUAACACCAGAAACAUCCACAAAGUCAAACCUCCAUACAAGUCCUGUACAGACUGCAUGCGCCCCCCCAACAGCCUGCACAGUCAAUCCAUGGUCUCCAAGCAUUCCCAAAGCCUUAACCCUGCGCAUCUGUGUAGCAUCCCCGCUGUCUGUGUGCAUUCCUCGGGCUCUGUGAUCCCCGACCAAGCCGCAAAGCUCACUGUCAUUAACACGUCGCCCUUGCCCGUGCUGAUCAGAGCCUCCGACAGUCACUGCUUGCCUAGUAACUGUGCCAACUGUGGUGUCUCAGGAACUGUGAUAGAGGCCCACCGUCACCACCAGGUGAAGCCCAUGAGCUGUUGUGGCCUUUCCGGGGACCCGCAGACACAUUUAGAGGUUGAAGCCAUGAAUGAAUUCUCGGAAGCAGGGAAGAAGACUGACGGGAAGGCUGCCAAAGACUUGAGGCUGCUGAAGCUCAGUCUGGAAGCUGAGAAGCCCAUGGUACCAAGCUACUUGAUGCAGCACCAGGAGUCGAUCAUGCAGCUGCAGAAAGCCGGGCUAGUCCGGAAGCACACCAAGGAGUUAGAGAAGCUAUCAGGCCAAUCCCUGGAGAGUGGCAAAGCCCCUGGCCAGCUCCGAGACUGUGACCAAAUGGACACCUCCUCUGGAGUAAUGGAGCUCUCUGUGGAGGGCCUUCUGGAGGAUAUGGAGAUAGAUUCCAGCAGCAGCAGCAGUGUCCUGACAGAGGUCUACCAGAAGACCUCUACCCCCUCCUCUGGCCGCUUGGAGCAGGUCGAGCCCCUAACCAGGGACCUCUUGAAGACGGUGGGCGUGCAGACUCCCGCGUUGUCCCCCCACGGCUCCACACUGACCCGCAGCUCCAGCAGCGACAGCCUCCACAGCGUGCGAGGGAAGCCUGGCCUGGUCAAGCAGCGCGCCCAGGAGAUAGAGACCAUGAUGCGUCUGGCCGGACUGACCGUCUCUUCCAGGCUGAAGAGGUCCAACUCGCUGGCCAAGCUGGGCUACCUCACCUUCUCCUCCGAGGACCUUUCUUCCGCCUGCUCCUCAGAAUCCAGUACCAUCCUGUUUUCCAAGCCCGAUGAAGGCAAGGAGAGCGAGAGCUGGCCGGUGGCGUCUGGUACCCACCGCAUCAUAGGCGUGCCGUGCCAGGCCAGCUGGCCAAGGAUGCCAUUCGGAGACACUUACCUGUCCCCUGACAGCUGACGUCUUUUAUCCAUCUUGUCGGUAGAGCCGGGUGACUCUUUUUGGAUGUUUCUUUCUUUCCUCGGAAGAUGAGGAAGAUGACAGAGAAUAUAAGUGAAAAGAAUUCUCUUGGGUUUAAAUAAAAAAGUUUAUUAAAUUGUAAUAUAUAUAUAUCAUUCCACAUCAUAUUUAAAAUAUAUAUAUAUAUAUAUCUCCAAAUAUAAUUUAUAGAUGGUUUUUGGCAUCAUUUCACUUUGAACUGUGAAUGUGUGCAGAUGAAACUAAAGGAAUACACGGUUGCCAACCCCUUAAGUGUGUUGUGAGGCUCAGGAUUGCCCACACCCAUUUCUUUUCAUCGGAAGCGUACCCAUUGACUGUAAUGCCCCAUUGGGUAAAACUGAAUCGUUCAGUGAAAGAGUGGACUAACCCCCACAAGCAUGUGGUAUGAGUUUAGUCCUGCACAAUGACGUCCCUUCAUUUCAGAUUUACUAUAGCUGUGUUCCACCUGGUAUACUAGUGCUUAGCCCACUCGCCACACAGAAGCGAAGUAUAUAGUGUGGACUUUAGAUCUGAUGGUGUCCAGAUGACCUGAUGGUUUUAGGAGCUUUAGGUCAGGCUGAUUCCUUGUACUUGAUCAUUUUCUUCUGAAAUUAUUCCUCCCCAUGUGUAUCGUGCUUCAUGCUUUUGAGGUUGGCAGUGUGCAGCCAGGGUAAUGGCUCCAGAAUGAUGCCAUUCUCCCUUGAUGCCAAGAGAAAAUGAACACAGCAAUCUAGAGUCCUGUCAUGAGCACAGCAAUCUAGAGUCCUGUCAUGAGCACAGCAAUCUAGAGUCCUGUCAUGAGCACAGCAAUCUAGAGUCCUGUCAUGAGCACAGCAAUCUAGAGUCCUGUCAUGAGCACAGAUCCUACGUUUCCUGUGACUGUUACGCUCCGUAGCUGUAAUGAAGUAUCUUUUUAUUUAUAUAUUUAUUUAUUUAUUCACUUUACAAAUUGUUCUUCAGAAAUUCCAGGACCAUUCUACCUCCAUCAUUUCACUGUAGGAAAGAGACUUAUCCUGGGCUCAUAACUAGAAAAGAAGGCUGCCUGUCCACUGGUCAUGUUCACAAACGUUUAUCUGAACCAGGGCCAGAUGAACAAAAAAAAACAUAACAUUUUAGAUAGGUACAUUUUCCACCGAAUCUUGCAAAAAUCAUGACUGUGCUUUAUCAGCUGUGCAGUGCGCUGAGGUAUUCUGUCUUUAUGUGCAUGUUUCUUUCGUUGCAAUGUGUUGCUGUGCACUGGCUUGCAUUGUGUCUGCACAAACUAGCAAAUCCAAAUUGUAACGCAGUGUAAUGUCUGCAUCUCAGCUGAGAAUAUAUGACUAUCCAGGAGGGGUCUGAUUGAAAAUACUUAGGCUGCAUUUCCUUUGUCCAGACUCCAGAAUUGCUUUGCUCAGGCAGACUCAUCUGUUCCCCUGUCCUCUGUGCUGCUUGUGCCUGUGUUGAGAACCAGUUUUGAACAGGGGAAAUGCAGCAUCAAUCCCUAAGGUUUCUCCACCAAGUCCUGGAGACUGGGAAGAGACAUGCUAAAAAAAAAAACUAAGAACCAGAGAAUCAAAUGUGCAUUUAAGUAGAAUUGAGAGAAGUGAUUUGAUAAGCAGGAAUCGUCUUUCAUGACUUAAUUGUGCUCAGUUUAACACAGUGAAUGAAGACUGCAUUAAAUUUAAAUUAGACCAGUGCCAUUUAUGUAACUAUGCGUGCUAUAUUUUGGUAUUUAAUCCCGUCCUAAAUAUACACAGUGUAGUAAAAGAUAAAUAAAAAACCCUAUACAUUACAGCCUUUUGGAAAUAAGGAGGUGAUAAUGAGAAGCUUUCACUCCAUUUAAAUACUGAAAAUCUGUGAGACUGCAAACCAGGCAGCUUCAGAACGGCAAGCUCUUCUUUUUAUUAUGUCUUUACAUAUAUUAUUAGAGUUAGGGUUUUAUUUUCCAUUCAUUGGAUAGUCCUUUCUGAUAAGGUUAUAUAUCACUGCUUUUCCUCUUUAAUAAAAUAAUCGCAAUAACAUCAGGCUGACUGUUAACUGGCCCAGCAAACCUUUACAGAGCACAAAGUCGUGUCUCCCUUCUCUUCAAUAGAUGUGCCAUCUCCUCGUAUUUAUGCGGUCCUUUGGGGUUCGGUUUGGCUUGGGGCGCGAGAGAUCUUGCUUUGAGGUCCCAUGUAGACAUCCUACUCCAAACAUGGAUUUCAGCACUGUUCCCUCCUCUAGCACAGUUUGAGAAGGGUCUUGGACAGCUGCUGCCCACUCUUGGCUACUCUGUGAAUAUGUUUUGAAGCAAGCCUUAACUACCCAGCACAGAAACCGUUAGGUACGUGUAUAUAUUUGUAGGAUCGAUGUAUUAUAAUGCAAGAUACCUGCUUAUCUGUAAUCCCUACUGUUCUCCUCUGCAGCAUGUCAGCACCUUGUAAGAAAAAUGUGUUUAGCGAACCAGGGGUACCGUUUUUUUUUUCUUCAUGAAAGUGUAAGCUGUGGGGCAGUGGUCAGUCAUUGAGUUCAUUCAUUAAUGUCUGCCAUUUGCCAAUGAGCAUUCCUUAUCAGGAGUUGAUGCAAAUCUGAUCUUAUUGAAACAUGUCUGUGGGUAAAGCUUUACUAUCGCCUUCAAACCCCCAAACCAUCAGAGUGCUUCCAUUUCAGUUUUCAGAGUACGUUAUUUGUCCACACCAUUCCAAUUUUCUAAGUCUCCCAUGUCUGUUUCUCUAAUUUAUUGUAUGUUUACAUAUCUGCACAUAAUAUGCAAGUGUGUUCAUAGGAAUUCUGUAUGAAACCUUAUGCUGUUCUGCCAUUGACUUGUUGUUCCAUACACUAUGCAGUUAAAUCAAUGUAUUAAACCUGUGUGUGUGUGUGGAAAUGUGCGUGCAUGCGAGCGUAACACAAAUGUUACAUGUUUACUGUGAAAUAUUUAUAAAGAAGUGUGUGGACAUUAAUGAAUGAUAACGAAAGAUGGGACAUAAACACAGAAACAGGCAUUCAACUAUACAGUGGUGAGAGAUGAUGGUGGUGUGGCUGUCAUCUUUAUUAGUUAUAAAUAAUGUGUGCGUUUGGUCUGUAAAAGUAAGAGGUCUACUGGCUGUCCUAUCUGGGUCGUUGCCUCAUUCACAACAGGGUUCCCUGGUCUCUGCAGUAAUAAAAGCAUUCUGUCUGCUGGUGUGUAUUAGUACUUGCCAUUGAGUAACAUCCCAGGUAUUAUGAACGGGUGGAUGCCAGCUGAUCUUAGGGUGCAUUCUUGCAGUUGAAACAUGAGUCUAGCCCUUGCCAUGUUUUUUCAAUAAUAACGCUGUGUUCUGUUUAAUGUUGUUGCAUGAAUGCCACUGCUGCUUUCCAUUUUCUUUCUUUUUUUUUCUGUGUAAUAUUUACACAAGUGCCUUAUUUCAUAGCUCCACGGGCGUUGUGCUUUGUACGUGAUACUGUGCUGUGGUAUUGGCUGUCAAGCUCCUUUCUUGCAAGAGAGUAUCGGUGAGGGAGAGCUGUGAACUGCGCCCUUCUCAUUACUCCACCUGUGGUCGCGCAGUCGCUAUGGUAACUUCCGCCAUCAUUUGUUGUUUUUUUUUUUUCCUUGAGGUGUUUCAGGCCCGCAACCCCACUCUUCCAAGAAUUCCUUUAUAAGAGUCUCUGCUUAGAGCGAUGAGUACUGUUGGUAAAGGCAAAUGAAUACUCUCCUAGUUCCUGAACUUCACGUACGGAAUUGCAAAUUCUCUUAACUGCUUGCUGUUACCCACAAGCUAUAAUUGUCAAGCUGUGUUUUCAAUUGAAAUGGUUUUAAAUCUCAACAGAUGUUACUAAAAACAAAACAAAAGGUGUAAAUUAGAUAGUAUUGAAGACAUAUUGGGCUUGAUAUGUGAUAGAGGGGAAUUUGCCUGUGAUCUGACCACGGAGGGAUAUAGGCCAAUUGUUGACAGAGUGGGGAAAGAGGACUUGCAAGAUUUCACUUCAAGUUUCAAGUUUCGCUCUGAUGUUUGUUAGGAGCCUCAUCACUAAAGGUGGUGAGCUCUGUUGUUGGAGAGGUGGCCCAGCACAAAAAAUAAAACUGUCCCUAUCUGGCCAAACUGACUGCUGUUUCAUCACUGACCAAGAUUUCCAGGAGCCCUAAAAGUUAAAAAAAAGAACAGGAUUGUGACUUUUUUUUUGGUCUGGAUGUCUUACUGGUUUUUGUUACCAUUUUCUUUUUAUAUUUAAGUAUGCAGUCAUUUAUUUUGUACUGUAAAUUUGCUGUAGUUUGAAUGCAUAUUGCACUUUUUUUUUUUUUUACAUUUGUUAAAAUAAUGUACUGUAUGUGUUUAUUAUGGAAAUAAACUUUUUCAUUCAGUAA